ACACACAACACUGGUUCUUAUGCCUCUUCCUGAACUUCACUUGUCUCAUGAGUUCCUUGUCAAUUCGAAAAUCAGGUUACUGUUUAUCACUUGAUGCUUAUGUAAUUAAUCGGGAUAAUCUGUUUAAAAAGACAGCCUAACAGCGUGUUUUUGCAUAAAUAGUUUCCAUGACAACCAGGAAAGACAGUCCCAGAGAUAGACUGCUGCAGAAGGAAAUCUACUCAAAGAUUUGAUGAGCAUGUCUUUCGACGAGGAAAUUUCUCAGACAUCCUCUUCUACGUCAUCUCCUCCUCCGUCUUCCUUCUCUCCCACUCUGUGUUUCAUCGGAAAGAAGGAGGACAUCGUCAGGGCUGGACGUGUGACCACGUCUGUGAACGGGUGCAGGGAUGUGCUGGUGUUGCAUCAUCGAGGGCAGCUUUAUGCAAUGGACAUGCGCUGUUACCAUUCAGGUGGUGCCUUGCAGAAUGGAGACAUUGAGGAGUUUAAUGGACGGCUGUGCAUUGUUUGUCCCUGGCACAAGUACAAGAUCACAUUAGCUGAAGGUGAAUGUCUUUACCAAGCUGUGGACAACCCCACAGCAAAGCCAUUGAGGACUCAGUGGCGCUCCAAGGGUGUCAAACAAAGGAUUCAUGAAGUUACCGAGAUCAGCGGGGAUGUAUACGUUACCCUGAACGACUCCACUGAGACCAUCGACUCGGACUUUUACCAAACUGAGAAAUACAGGACUGUUGCACUAAAAACUCAGCAAAAACCCACUCCCUUCCUGUAUCCCAGUAAGAGCUGGACGGAUGUGGACAGUGGUGGUGAUGAUGGAUCCUCCAGCAGAGAUGGAAAAUAUGAACUCCUAUCUGUUGCCAACAACUUUAUUGCGGAUGAGAUCAAGAAUGUUAUGUCAAAAAUCGGACAGGAGAUCAAAUCAAGAAUUUUGGCUUGUGAUAUCACUGGAGGUUUGUACCUGAAGAUCCCUCAGAAAGUGGCCCUGGCACAAUAUCUUUUGUGGGUGUUCCUGCCCGACACUGAGCAGCGCUCACAGCUGGUGCUGCCGCCGCCCGCACACGUGGACUACAGAGCUGCCUGCUUCUGCCAUCGCAACCUCAUCGAAAUAGGUUACGUGUGCUCGGUCUGCCUGUCAAUAUUCUGCAACUUCAGCCCCAUUUGUACAACAUGCGAGACGGCCUUUAAAAUCCAGCUGCCACAGAUGGUCAAGCCGAAAAAGAAGAAACUCAAACUGCUGGCUUGAAUUCUUUUUUUCCAGAAAAAUGUUGUAAAUAUAGUUUUCUUUUGUGAUAGAUCAUUUUGUCAAUAUAAAUCGGGAACAGCCGUCUGGUUUGCCUGUGAGGAGCCAUCUGAACUGUGCCUCCACCUGGUCAUGCACUGUGCCCGGAUGAGUAUUUCCUCAUAGCCCAGCAAUAAUUUACUUAAGAAAGUUGGUUGACACUUAAUUAUGCUAAAUAUUUUACUAUAAAAAAACUCAAUCACACAUGUAUGCAAAGGUACUGAUGUUUGUGCAGACAAAGAAAUACAGAACAGAGAUAACCAAAUGUAACAAACAAAAAUGCUUUUCUUAAGAAAAACUUGCAUAUUUAGUGAGAACAUUUUUUUUUUUUUUAAACAUUGUCAGAUUUUACUUUUUGUUUUUACUCUGCAUGGUGUCAAUUUUCUAAAAACUCUUCUUUUUCAUUGAAACUGUCAAUUAAAUUAAAUGAAGUGGAAAUAUUUUGUGGGUGAUGAAAAAUUGGAGUGUUUCAUCAAAUUACAAAGAUUCCCUGAUCUAACCUGGAUGUUUCCAUUUAAUAAGUUCAGAGAUCCUCUUUCAGUAUCUGUUCAUCACUUCAGGCCAUUCCAAGGAAACUAAACAAGUGCUCCAUAUUUUCACAUGAAUCUACUCAUGAUGCACACACAAGAUGGAGGGUGGCACGGUAGUGUGGUGGUUAGCACCAUCGCCUCACAGCAAGAAUGUUCAGCGUUCGAGUCCCCGGGGGAACC
Menidia menidia (Atlantic silverside) is the source of this 1986-nucleotide messenger RNA. The record is from the annotation of a GenBank genome assembly. Lineage: Eukaryota; Metazoa; Chordata; Actinopteri; Atheriniformes; Atherinopsidae.